Mycotypha africana is the source of this 975-nucleotide messenger RNA. RefSeq lists its product as uncharacterized. The record is from RefSeq and is a predicted model, not a curated record. Gene Ontology annotation, biological process: removal of superoxide radicals. Gene Ontology annotation, cellular component: cytoplasm. Gene Ontology annotation, molecular function: thioredoxin-disulfide reductase (NADPH) activity. NCBI's taxonomy places the organism in Eukaryota, Fungi, Mucoromycota, Mucoromycetes, Mucorales, Mycotyphaceae. The transcript has 3 exons. The coding region runs from base 1 to 975 and encodes 324 amino acids.
AUGGCUCCUGACCAUCACCGUGUAACAAUUAUUGGAUCCGGCCCAGCUGGACAUACUGCUGCUAUCUAUCUUGCCCGUGCACAAAUGCAACCUAUUAUGUUUGAAGGCAUGAUGGCCAACGGAUUUGCCCCUGGAGGUCAACUCACAACUACCACUGAUGUCGAGAAUUACCCAGGCUUCCCCACGGGUAUCCUUGGCAGUGAACUCAUGGACUCAAUGCGCGAACAAUCCAUUAGAUGUGGUACAGUUAUCGAAACGGAAACAAUUGCUAAAGUUGAUACAUCUUCUCGUCCCUUUAAAUUAUGGCGUGAAGGCAGUGAGAACGAAGAGGUACCAGCCGACACGACCGACGCCAUUAUUUUUGCUACAGGUGCGUCAGCGAAGCGCAUGAAUUUACCCGGUGAAAGCAAGUACUGGCAAAAUGGCAUCUCUGCUUGCGCAGUAUGUGAUGGCGCUGCUCCUCUCUUUAGAAACAAACCGCUUGUUGUUGUCGGUGGUGGCGACUCAGCUGCUGAAGAAGCAAUUUAUUUGACAAAAUAUGCAUCCAAAGUUCAUGUUCUUGUCCGCCGAGAUGUUCUACGUGCUAGUAAAGUGAUGGCCAGCAGAUUAUUGAAUCAUCCCAAGGUGCAAGUUCAUUUCAAGACUUCUCCUAUUGAGUGCAUUGGUAAUGGUGAUGUUCUUACUGAAGUAUUAUUCCGCAAUACCGAAACUGGAGAAAAAGGCUCUAUUGAAGCCAGCGGCUUAUUUUACGCUAUCGGCCAUACUCCCGCUACCUCACUGGUGAAAGGUCAAGUUGAUCUUGAUGAACAGGGCUACAUUAAGACUGUACCUGGUUCUUCUCUAACAAAUGUAGAAGGCUUCUUUGCUGCUGGUGACGUGCAAGAUAAGCGUUACCGCCAAGCUAUUACUUCCGCAGGCUCUGGUUGUAUGGCUGCUCUCGAUGCCGAAAGAUACUUAUCAGAGCUUGAAUGCUAG